This is a messenger RNA of Penicillium lagena, 1908 nucleotides long. RefSeq lists its product as uncharacterized. Gene Ontology annotation, biological process: transmembrane transport. The coding region runs from base 1 to 1908 and encodes 635 amino acids. Lineage: Eukaryota; Fungi; Ascomycota; Eurotiomycetes; Eurotiales; Aspergillaceae. Gene Ontology annotation, molecular function: transmembrane transporter activity. The transcript is spliced from 4 exons. The record is from RefSeq and is a predicted model, not a curated record.
AUGAGGCUGGAUAAAUCAAUCUGUAGAUUGAACUAUGAUAUCGUCUCUGACUCACCACUAAUCCUGGACAUCGCGUGCUUAUCCCCGCAUCGUUCUCCGUUGUCGGAUAUUCCCAUUACUUCCCUCUUCCAACUCCUCUCCCCGCGAGAUACACAUGGAUUUUUCGCCAUGAGUAGCGCAAUAGAGCUUCUGCAAUUUCCACAGUUGGGUGCGCCCUGCAAUCCAAAAGACUUCAGCAGUCAAACAGAGCAGUCGCAUGGACUACACCAGGUGAACCCGACCGCUCCCCCUCCAGUGCCCAGCAAUGAACACACAACUCCAGGAAUCGAGGAUCAGUCCUCUCGUCUGCCAUUCCGGCGCCUAAUGUCUGCAUAUCUAUGUUUAGCAGCUAUAUACUUCAUCUCAACGCUCGACAUCAAUUCCGUGGCGACUGCCCUGCCCGCUAUAUCGCGGUCGCUGGACGCCGGCAAUAGCAUCACCUGGACAGGUACUGCCUAUCUAAUGGGGCAAACUGCUUUCCAAGCACUAUACGGGCGUUUGUCUGACAUCUUCGGUCGCAAGCCCGUUCUCUUGCUAUCUGUUGGCUUCCUCAUCCUCGGCGACCUGCUAUGUGGGUUUGCGCAGAACGUAACCUGGCUCUACAUAUGUCGUGCCCUCAGUGGUGUUGGUGGAGGCGGUAUCAGUUCUCUGGUGCAGAUUACCGUUAGUGAUUUGGUUAGCCUGAAAGAUCGCGGCAAGUAUCAGGGCAUGUUGAGCGGGGCCAUCGGGCUUGGAGCCGGUACUGGUCCCUUCAUCGCGGCUGCGAUGUUGGGUACUGGUGAGCGCGAGGGCUGGCGGUGGAUCUUUUGGAUUCCACCCAUCCUUGCAGCAUUGUGUCUGGUGGUUAUGUGGAUGUGUCUCCCAUUGAAGCCAGUCGCGGGCAGCUGGAAGGAGAAGCUGGGCAAGAUUGAUUGGUUUGGACUGGCUGCAGCCGUUGCAGGAAUAAUCUUUAUCCUGAUUCCUAUCAAUUCCGGAGGCAGUAUCUGGCCAUGGCACAGCGCGCUCGUCAUCUCCAUGUUGGUCGUGGGAGGCGUGUUCUUCAUGCUUUUUGCCAUUGUUGAGAAGCGGUUCGCAAAGAUCCCGAUGAUCCCAUUGCGUCUCUUCGGCCAGGCACCUACCGCGGUAAUCUACCUCCAGAGUGCUCUUUACAACUCUGUCUGGCAAAUCGACAUGUACUUCCUCCCGAUCUAUUUCCAGGAUGUCCGUGGAUACAGCCCACUCAAGAGUGCGACUCUCAUCCUCCCACUUUUGCUGCUGCAAAGUGUGGCCGGGGUGAUUUCAGGUCCCGUCAUGACGAAACUGGCUCGGUACGCACCCGUGCUGAAUGCCGGAAUGGCACUUUGGACAUUGGGUGCCGGAUUGAAGGUCAUUUUCUCUCGCACGACUCCUGUGAGCGUAUACGUGAUUGUCUUGAUCAUUGAAGGGACGGGUAUUGGCUUCGUCCUUCAACCUGCUCUUGUUGCCCUACAAGCCCUAUCCAAGACCGAAGAUCGAGCCGUCGCCACUUCCACACGGAAUCUGAUGCGAAUGCUGGGAUCAGUGGUGGGCAUGGCCCUAUCAACCGCCAUCCAGUUUGCCGUCAUGAAAUCUGCCCUUCCCAAUGAUCUCCCUCAUUACAUCCGCUCAGAGGUCAUCAAUGGCAGCUGGGAGCGUGGUCAGCCUGGCAGAGAGCAAUGGGACUCGGGCGUUUUGAACGCGAAGAUGAAAGGUAUACGCGCCGUAUUCAUCACGCUAGUUCCAAUUGUAGGACUCUGUCUCCUGGGCUGCUACUUUAUUCCAAGCAAGGAAUUAUCAGGAGAUCCCAAGCGCAGCCAAACACAAAAUAGCGGAGAGGAAGGAGCCGCUCUUCGAGGCCAAGCGGCAGUAUAA